Syngnathoides biaculeatus (alligator pipefish) is the source of this 4331-nucleotide messenger RNA. RefSeq names its product zinc finger CCCH domain-containing protein 7B-like. Bases 850 to 3813 code for a protein of 987 amino acids. The record is from RefSeq and is a predicted model, not a curated record. Gene Ontology annotation, biological process: miRNA processing. Gene Ontology annotation, molecular function: miRNA binding; metal ion binding; protein binding. The transcript has 19 exons. Lineage: Eukaryota; Metazoa; Chordata; Actinopteri; Syngnathiformes; Syngnathidae.
CCCAUGAUGAUAUGAAUAAUAUCAAUAUUGACCAAUAUGUAAUGUAACUUGGUGUCAGCGACAAACAUUGACAGGCAAAACAAUUCAACGGUCUUUCGUUCCAAAUUGAUGCUAUUUAAAAAAUGUUUUUUUUUUUUUUUCUUUUGAGUGCCACUAAAGAGAACUCGUACCACACUUUUUGACAAUCACAGCUUGGCUGUGGUCUACGAUCUAUUUCCCUCUUAUCUAAGAAGGCUAAUUUUGCUGUUUUUUGGCAUUUCAGUUGCUCGGACUAGUGGCAAGUAUGCACUCUUUUGAUGGUGAAGUGAAUAGUGUACUAUUCAAUGCACGGACUUCCUUCCCACUUCAACUUUAUACCCCAUAAUGGAUGAUUUUGUAUCCAGUCUGUCCCUUUAGAAGUUUCCCUUCCUCUGGGGAGUCUUGCGAUGAUUUCUGUGCUACUAUUUACAACAUCCACUCGGCCCAUCGUCCUCACCCACAAAUUUCACUAGAUUAGAGUUUUUGAAGAGAAAUAAAAUGGAAAAAAAAAAGAAUGGAUAGGUUUCCAAUUAUGCCAACUUGUGUGUCAUGGAGGUCAAAGAACACAGGUGAUAUUUGAAGCGUGAAGUUUUUUUCUAUCGUUAAUUUAUCCGAUUGGUCUCAGGGUGGUGGUGACGUCAUUGGAAACCUAUUCAUUGGAAAAAGAAAAAAAAAUUGGGGUGGUGGUAUAUCUGGUAGUCACUCCCAUUUUCCCACCCGAAAGGAUAAUAACACCUAUUGUUUACAAACAUUAUGAACUGAGCUAUACUUGUUGACAUUUUUUUUUUUGGGAGGCGGGGAAUAGUGAGCCAUGUGGUUUUCCUACAAAAUAUGUCCGGUGUUUCGAUAAAGGAAACGCGGGAUAUUUGCGGCAAACGCAUUUAUCGUCAACUUAUCUCAUCUCAUUAUACGCCCAUGUUUUGCUCCGCAGGACUUCCUGGUCACGUUAGUGUGCAACCUUCUCGACGAGGGCAUCAGCUGUUUCAAAGAUGGCCACUGGAGCCAGGCAGUGAAGGAGCUCAGCGAAGGCUUGAAUGUUUCUCAGAAGAAUACGAGAAUGGCGUGAAGGAUUGCGACAAAGCUCUGGAAGUGUGUACAAAAAGCCUCAAGGCGCUCUACUUGAAGGCUCUUUGUUUGAAGCAGCUCGGCCAGUACACAGCGGCUUAUGAUUCCACUAGCAAGUGUCUGCUCAUCACGCAUCAGGAUAAACAAGUGAAUGACUUGGCAGAGGAGCUUGCCAACCACCUUGGACUGAAAAAACGAAAGCCCUAUGUCAGUACAACGGUGUCGUGUCUCGGAAAUGUCACAAACCCUUUAAAUCAAAUUCCACCAGUCAGUUUUCCCAGCGUGUGUCUGUGUGCCACCCCUGACAAAGCAUGUAAUGUAGAGCAGUGUGCCACCUCGGAUCUGGACAGACUGGACCCUUUGGAGGACAGUGAGCUGAUUGGCGAUGACUUGGACGAUCUGCUUGACCGUCUCCCUAAUGAACAUGCGCUACCUGAGAGCCACAUUCAGGAAGUAGCCUCACUUUCCAUCAGGGAAAGCACUUUAAUGCCGCCAGUUCAAAUGCGUCCGCUCCCGCCGGGGUUCUUUAUCUCCUCCAUCCCUCAGUUUAACUCCAUGAACUCCCUUUCACUUGGCGGUCACAAGUCACUGGAUACCCUGGAUGACCUUUCAUCUCCACUGGAACUGUACUCUUUAGAUAACCACCCUGGAGGGGCAGAUGGUCCAAGGUUGAAGUCAACAUCGCUGGAUUCCCUGGAUGAUCUUUUGUUGGCGGCUCCACACGCUGUAGCAGUAGAGGCCAACCAGUCCGCAAAAGAACCGAAAGACCGGGAAAAGUCGCUUGAUGAUUUGCUUGAUGAGUGCGCACCUGUAGGUCCAACCUGUGAUCCAUCUGUUCCACUUGGUUCUGUGUCGGGUGUGAACCAACUGGAUUCCCUGGAUUCCUUGGACUCAUCUCCCAUAAUGCAGGCUCCGGGGCCGCCUUUGCCUGCACCCCCGCAGAAGGGAACAAGCCUGGACUCACUCUGCUAUUUCAGCUCCUCUGCUGUCACAACUUCUCACAGUGCCGCUACUUUAAAAAAGGAAUUCCCAAAGUGCAACAACAAAGAGAGGUGUACACCUAUUCCAUUCGCAAACUCCUUGUCGGCCACUCAUGACUUCAUGCAGGCGUGUACUAGUUGCUUCCCUCGCCAAGGUCAAGGAAUAAACACCUUUGUUCACAAACCCGAGCUAGCCCACAACUGUACGCGCGACAUUCUCUUGUGUAGACGAAAGGCAGCGGUUCCUUUGGAGUGGACCAGAGUCCGAGAGCCGCCCACGUGGACGUCCUUCACGGGGCCGUUUGUUCUUUGCAGAGACCUGCUGAAAUCUGGAGAUUUAAACCGCUGUACAUUUGGAGAAAAGUGCACAUUUGCCUUUAACCAACUGGAAAUUGAUGUUUGGAUGGAGGAGAGGAAGGGGACGCUGGACAGAAAUCUGCUGUUUGGACUGCCAGGUGUCAUAAAUGGCGACCCUGCUAACAGGAUUAGAUGCCUCCUACAGGCUCACAAGGGCAUGUUUAUAUUCCUCUGUCAGGAGUGCUAUGACCGUAAACCUCGCUUCAUUAGUAAGCGCUGCAGAGAGGAUCCCGCAGUGUGCUCUAACGAGAAGACUCCCCACCCAUUUGAUGCCAACAAGUGUUUAGCAUUUGUAAUGAUGACCACCAACAUUAACUACAGAAAAGUGCGUCCGCUCAGCGUGCUGGCUCACUUUGAAUUGUGCAGCCAGGCCAUUCGCGACGGAUGCCGAGGAGAGCGCAGCUGUCAGAACGCUCACUCGGUCAUUGAGCUGCAAACGUGGAGUCUGCAGUCCGACACAGGAAUCAGUGCUGAAGAGAUUGUUAAAGUCUCAACAAACUAUCACGAGGAAGAGGAGCAGAAAACAGGAAAUGGGAGGUCAAGUAAAGCUGCUGCAAAUGGUGAGGGCACGCCGAAAGGCAAGAGUUUAAACAUGAAGAUGAAGUUUGUCUGUGCCGAGUGCCUGCGAGGCGGCGUCAUCACUAUGCCGGACAAGGCGCUUAAGUUUUGUGCUACUAGGGCCAAGCACCCGUGGAGAAAAGAAGAAAACACAUUGCUGGUGAAGUCCUUGGAGAAGAGUAAUUGGGUUCCUGUGAGACCGCUCCCACAUAAAAAAAACUUCCCCAAACAAUAUGAAUUGUGCACCCGGAUGUUGGAGAAAAAGAAAUGUGACUACAGCGAAAGUUGCCCCUUUGCACACAGCAAAGAGGAAAAGGAAAUGUGGAUGUACAUGAAGAAUCAAGGCGUUUACGAGAUGCAGCAAAUGUACGACAUGUGGCUGACAUUGAGCGCAAACAGUCGCCAAGCGAACCAAGCCGUGCUCCGACAAUCCACCCCGGGAGAAAACGAAAUUGUCAUGCCAGCAGACAAUGCUGAACCAAUGUGUGGCGUCUACUGUUAUCUGUGCGGGAAGUACAGUAAUGGCGAGCGACAGUGGCAACAACACAUCUCCACUAACAAGCACAAGGAGCGCCUGUUCACUUAUGAGGGAGAAUAUGAAGCUUUGAGCUGGAACUACCGCUUCCCUGGUGCAUCCUUUGAGCUCUGCACUAAGUUAGAAAGUGGCUGCCCCGACGGCGUAAGCUGCGACUUCGCCCACAGUUCCGAGGAGCUGGAGGAGUGGCUUGAGAGGCGGGAUUUCCUGCGUUUCAAAUUGGCCAAAGCGAGGGAGGACAAGCUUAUCUUGCCUGAUGAGGUGGACUUUGGAAAGUACAACUUUAUACUUCAUGACUAAGAACUGUCAAAGGACCAGCUUGAUCCAGUUUUGUCUUGACAUCAGUUUUUCUUUUUUAUUUACUUUCUUUGGGUAUCACUUGUACUAUAGUGUUAUAUGCUGCUGUCUUUUGUCCUGACUACAUAGAUUUCAUUCCAGGCCAAUACCUGAACACUCAGCCAAAGCCGGUUCCAAGUCCAAAAAAACAAAACAAAACACACCAUUAAUAUUGCCCUCAAUGGUUUUAUCCAUGGUUAGUACAAAUGUAGGAUUUCAAUUUUUCCUGUUUGAAACCUUACUGUUUCAUCGUCUUUUGGAUAUGAAGUCUGAUUACAUGAUCCUGUGUAUUGUCACUUUGUUGAAAAGAUGGACUCACACGUUCACAUUACAAAACAAAACCACAUGCCAUCCUCCUCCAUUAUAGAUGUUAACUAUAAUUCCAAAUGCAUGUCACUAUCAUUGUUAUCACUUCAAUAGCCUAUCAUUGUUUAAUAGCAAUAAAGCCCUGUUAGAGAGCGAGCAUGCUUCUUUAAUUUUAA